Molecule: messenger RNA, 660 nt
Organism: Cadophora gregata
Lineage: Eukaryota; Fungi; Ascomycota; Leotiomycetes; Helotiales; Ploettnerulaceae
Exons: 1
Coding region: 1-660 (219 amino acids)
Source: RefSeq, a predicted model, not a curated record
AUGCUCUCGUCCCAUGCUGCAUGCACUGUUUGGUGGUCAUUCAUCGCAACAAUCGUCGUAGCUGCCACGGCGUCAGUUCGGAAAUUUCAUCAGAUCGACUGGCUCGCCUGGGCUGGCUUUAUCAGUAUAUUUGUGGCCGUUUUCAUCGUGGUGGUGGCAGUCACUGCCCUCGACCACCCUGCUGCUGCUCCUCAGACUGGAGAUUUUGAUCUUGGUUAUCACGUUAUCGGACACCCAACCUUUAUUGCUGGCAUGACAGCUUCAGCAACGAUAUUUGUUUCCUCCGCCGGAACCUCGGCAUUCUUGCCUGUCAUUUCGGAAAUGAGGAGGCCAAAAGAUUUCCGAAAGGCACUUUUCACCUGUAUGGCAAUCGUUCAAAGUGCUUACCUGAGCCUUGCACUUGUUGUCUACAGGUGGUGUGGACAAUGGGUUGCGUCGCCAUCGCUAGGAUCUACAGGCCCAACGAUCAAAAAAGUAUCAUACGGUAUCGGAAUGAUCGGAUUAAUCGUUUCAGCAACUUUGUAUUUGCACGUUGCAGCGAAGUACCUCUUCGUUCGCAUCCUGCGGAAUUCUCCCCACUUCCAACAGAAUACAAUGGUGCAUUGGGGAACUUGGCUCGCAUGUAUGGUCGGCCUCUCCUCGAUCAUUCCUCCUGGCUGA